Cercospora beticola is the source of this 2314-nucleotide messenger RNA. Its product is annotated as WD40 repeat domain-containing protein. Lineage: Eukaryota; Fungi; Ascomycota; Dothideomycetes; Mycosphaerellales; Mycosphaerellaceae. Gene Ontology annotation, biological process: carbon catabolite repression of transcription. Gene Ontology annotation, molecular function: protein binding. Gene Ontology annotation, cellular component: cell division site; nucleus; cell tip. The record is from RefSeq and is a predicted model, not a curated record.
GAAGGACGGACGCUCAUUCGUCCGACAAUCGAGAGCGACUCGGUGGGGGUUCACAGUAGAGCUUGACUCGUGUGCUGAACGGUGUCGUCUGCAUUCAUAGUCCGCGAGCAUUCACAACCAUGUUUGUCCUUCCGCCGCCGCCGCGAUAUCCCAAUGGCAACCUCUAUACGGGCAUGCCCGGUGGCGGGCCUCUACUGGAAACCAACAACACGCUCGAGCAUCCAACGGGCCCGGAGUAUCAGCUCGUGCUUGGAGAGGGCACGUAUGUCCUCAAGGACGACCUGCAUCUAGCCACGCCGCCGCCGCACCCCAGCGAUGCGCCGCAACCGAAUAACAAUCCGCUGGCAACCAUCGCCGGACCUCCAACCACCGGGGCGAAGCUUUCCAUUGCGAUUAUUGAACCACGUCGGCCGCCUUCGCAGAACCUCUUUCGCACCAUUACCACACAGAGCACUCGGUCACAGGUUCCUCCAAGCAUCCAGGAAGAGGUUCAUAGCCCCAAGAGCGAUGCAGGCUCCACGGCGAAUGGCUUUGGCUCGCAUUCUUAUUACAAUCAAGUUCCCACCUUUGGCGACGGCAAUCCAGCUCUUGCCGCGGCUGUUAACCCCAAGGCAAAGAAGGAUCAGAAGGCCAAGCCGAAGAAUAACAUUGUCAAGUCCAAUUCAUCCUAUGUGUCCAGGGUCAUACCUCACGAAUCGCUGCAGAAGCGGCUGAGCGAACGAUCCACCGAUGGCCUAUUCGCUUUUGCCAACGUGAACCGCGCCUUUAUGUGGCUGGACCUCUCGUCUCCCAUCAAGGUUGAGAAUCUGACCAAAGUGCUCUUCACCAAAGCACAUGCGCUGUGCCAUGACGUAAACCCAUUGACCAGAUCGACCACUCACCUAGACGUGGUGCUGGGCUUCAACACCAGCGAUAUCAUGUGGUACGAGCCCAUGUCACAAAAGUACGCUCGACUGAACAAGAACGGCAUGAUCAAUCCAUCUCCGGUGGUUUGCAUACGUUGGCUUCCUAACAAGGAGAAUUACUUUGUGGCCGCACACACUGAUGGAACCCUUGUGGUAUAUGACAAGGAGAAGGAAGAUGCGGAAUUCGUGCCCGAGGAGAGCACUUCUCAGGAAACGACAGGUGGCGCAGCGCACGAUCUGCUUCGCGUCCGCAAAUCGGUGCAAUCACGUAACCAGAAAAGCAACCCAGUGGCGGCGUGGAAGGUGUCCAAUAUGAAGAUCAACGACAUCGCGUUCUCGCCCGAUGGACAGCUGCUGGCCGCCGUCAGUGAUGAUGGCUGCCUGACUAUUAUUGAUUACAUCAACGAGAAGGUGCUCGACGUUCAUCGUGCCUAUUAUGGCGGACUAUUGUGCGUGACAUGGUCGCCUGACGGCAGAUACGUCCUGUCAGGUGGUCAAGACGACUUGGUCAGUAUCUGGUCCCUCGCCGAACGGGCGCUGGUGGCGAGAUGCAUUGGACAUCAUUCGUGGGUCACGGACGUGAAGUUCGAUCCGUGGAGGUGUGACGAGAGGAACUAUCGAUUUGGAAGCGUGGGCGAGGACUGCCGACUCUUGCUCUGGGAUUUCUCAGUAGGCAUGCUUGGGCGCCCCAAGGCCAUGAGAGCGCGCGGUAGCAUUUCGAGCCAUGUGCCUGGGGACCGGAAACAGAGCUCAGUGACUGCUGGCCGAUUCAGGAGCAAUUCCAACCUCACGCAGGUCCCUACGGCGGAGAGCACAGAAGAUGCUGAGGUUGUACAUCCGGUUGACUCGAAAGCGAGCACGGCUGUGCUGCCGCCUGUCAUGUCCAAGAGCAUCGACGAGCACCCUCUGUGUUGGCUGGGCUUCGAAGCCGAUAGUAUCAUCACCUCAUGCAAAGACGGACAUAUUCGAGAAUGGCAGCGGCCCACCGAUGGGUCGUGAUGUGGUUGCACAAGAGCCCGGCUCACAUGAGAGAUGAGGCCAUGUCAGCCCGACCGCAAUAUGUACACAUCCAUGGCGAGAGGAGGGUCGUGCUCGCGGCGCAAUCGUGUUCCCAGGUCGACGAGUUGCGCAGCGGUGAUGAGUUUUACGUUGAGGACCACGCCAUUGCUGUAACAGUAGUGCCGACGUCCAGGCGUCGGGAUGAUGGUUCGUGCUAGCGGCGCACUCAAGAGCUUCUAGCGCGUCUGCUGCAUGCUCAGAUCUGCUGCAGCUGCUGCGAGCGAUAGACUACCGCUGUGGCGUCAUCGUUCACGCGCGGUUGUGGCUGCAAUUUUUCUUUGUACAUGUCUUGUUAACGAGCAGACGAUGGCAUGUUAGAUGGUAGCACAAUCCACUUCCUUUCACUGCCA